Peromyscus californicus insignis is the source of this 2180-nucleotide messenger RNA. It is a transcript of the gene CUNH5orf47, whose product is annotated as chromosome unknown C5orf47 homolog. The transcript has 4 exons. Lineage: Eukaryota; Metazoa; Chordata; Mammalia; Rodentia; Cricetidae. The record is from RefSeq and is a predicted model, not a curated record. Bases 81 to 605 code for a protein of 174 amino acids.
CCCCCGCCGCCGCGCGCCCCCCAGUCCCGCCCCGGUGGAGCUGCCUCCUCGGUCGCUAGGUCUCCCGCCAGGAGGCUGCGAUGGUCCCCGCAGGCGGCCACCACCGGCCCGAUAGGCCUCCCGUGAUCUACGUGACGCGCUUCGCCUCGCACCGGCCUGGCGUGUGGCCCUUGAGGGGCCCCCGGGGUCUCCGCCUUCAAGGCCCGGGGCCCGGGGCCUGCUGGGCCGUGGAGCGAGCCGCCGUGGAGAGCGGGCCCCCGGGAGGAGAGCUGCCCACCGGCUCCCGCGCCCGGGUCGCCGCCGCCGCCGCCGCCGCCACCCCGGCCUCCACCUCCUUCGAGCUGCGGAGGUCGGGGGCGUCAAGAGCACCGAGGGGCCUGGAGCAAGCGGCGCGAGCAGGUUUAAACCAGAAUAAUGCAGCUAAAGAGUUUGAUUUCCCCAUACCACUGAAUGAGGCCUCCAAAAUAAUGAAGGAAAGGAAAAAGGUCUUAGUGUGGAAAAAAGUACACAAAGUAAUUUCCAGAAUGAUUGCAGAAAAUGAAAAAUACAGACACAGACUGAAGUGCCAAAAUUUAUCUAGUGAAAUUCGAGUUAAUACAAGGUGAAUGUGAAUCUUCCUGUCGUCUCUGGUGAGAAUCCACUGAGAUGACUGAUGAGACCUUUCCCUCCCUUUGUAUCCUGCUUUCUCUAACCUUUGGAAUUAGCCUAUUGUUACUUCUAACCUGCUUCCUUCCGUAACCCAGUGUUUGGCACAUAGCACACCUUGUUAAAUUUUGUUUGACAUUUAAAUUUUCACUUAGGCCCCAUCUCUGUUAUGCCCUUGAAACUACUCUCUCCAUGAUCUUAUCUCCAUGAAAUAUGUGUGUGUAUGUAUGUAUAUAUAUAUAUAUAUACACAGACAUGUGAGUGUGUGAUUUUUCUUGUUUUAUAUGUCUCUGCUCUGCUUUGUUUUCUAUCUCUUGGAAUGUGUUGUCAUAUGUAAUAUGACCUCACCACUCCUCUCUUAGUUUGCUACAGUCAUGUCAUGAUUCUCAUUCUGUCCCUCUGACUGCAUUUUCAUUCAUUUUUAAGUUGCUGUCCUAGGAGUAAUUACUCAUACUAUCAUCUCUUCACACAUUCACUUCCGAACAACUCACUGUCUUUUAUAGCCUUAGCGACUAUUUCUAUCCUCCCCAUGGCCUCUGAUAGUUUCAGCUAUUCCAUAGGUACUUACACAGUCUACAGUCUACAUGAGCAUAUAGUCUCCCCUUGCUUUUUAGUUGCCCCUGGUUUCCAACCACACGGCUUCAAUUCACAUAUAGAUGAAGAAAACUUCAUCCAGUUUUCUGAGUCUUAAUUUACAAAGACAAUCAGACUUUGUAAAUGAGAAGAUGAGGCCAAAGCAGUGUAAGGAAAGUGCAUUUUAGACCAGAACAUGGGCUGAGACAGUGUCCGUGAGAGGAUGGGUUUCCUCAUUUCUCUUACAAAGCUAUUACAAAAUGGAAAUAUGCAAAAUUCUCAUGAAUGUCAGGUCGGUACAAUAAUUCGAAGUUUUAUUUCUUUCCUAGCUACAACUUAAUCACUUCAUGAGAUUCCAACAACCUUGGAAUGUGGUUGUGUGUUCUUCAAGUGACUAGUAAAUCCUCCUGCUUCCAUCUGGGCAAAUGGCCUAGGCUUUGCAUGCAUCUGAGAGCCACAGUUUCCCUGAAUACAGGCUCAUCCAACUUCUUUGGACAGUGCUAAGUAAAGUUUCACGUUGCUUCAUCCCUCAACGAAGUUUCAAAUGUUAGUUCACACAACUUAAAUAUAUUACCAAAUGGAGCAUGUUUAUAAAUUUGACUGCAUGACAUUUUGUGGAGAGUGUGGACAGAGCUUUUCGGUGUAGUUCAACCUUAUACUUAUGUUUAUGUGACCUGUCAACUCUUCAUGGAAACACAGCCUGUUUUGUCAGUUCUGUCAGUGUUUAUUCAUGUCACUGUAUGGGUGUCAUGCUAGAUAGUGUCCUGCGUUCUAGAACAGUGCAGCUCUAAAGACUUUCAUGGAAAUGAAUGUUCUAAAUGUUGUAUUUAUUGUUUAAUAAAUUCUGGUGAAAUAUAUUAAAUCUAUUUUGUUGAACAGAAUAUAAAUACAAUGUGAAAUUUCUUCUGAAAUAUCAUUGAAUACCAGGUGUGAUAUCAUGACUUGUUCAGUGUUUCAGAUUC